This is a messenger RNA of Haliotis rufescens (red abalone), 797 nucleotides long. RefSeq names its product cartilage matrix protein-like. Lineage: Eukaryota; Metazoa; Mollusca; Gastropoda; Lepetellida; Haliotidae. The transcript is spliced from 5 exons. The record is from RefSeq and is a predicted model, not a curated record. The coding region runs from base 63 to 797 and encodes 244 amino acids.
UGCAUCCUCAGACAUAAAGUGUUGUUCUUGCAGCCACAUUUGAAGACAGUUCCAACAGUUCCAUGGAUCUGGUGUUACUGCUUGACUCGCCUAAAAAAGUUCGACCUGGCAAUUUUGAUCGUUUAGAGAAAUGUAUCAUCGAAGUCGUAAAUGAUACAAGUUUUGACGACGGAAAGGUCCGGGUUGGAGUGGUCACUUUCUCCAGCUCCUCCAAGGCAACAUUUGAAGACAGUUCCAACAGUUCCAUGGAUCUGGUGUUACUGCUUGACUCGCCUAAAAACGUUCGACCUGCCAAUUUUAAUCGUUUAAAGAAAUGUAUUAUCGAAGUCGUGAAUGAUACAAGUUUUGACGACGGAAAGGUCCAGGUUGGAGUGGUCACUUUCUCCAGCUCCUCCAAGGCAACAUUUGAAGACAGUUCCAACAGUUCCAUGGAUCUGGUGUUACUGCUUGACUCGCCUAAAAAAGUUCGACCUGCCAAUUUUAAUCAUUUAAAGAAAUGUAUCAUCAAAGUCGUAAAUGAUACAAGUUUUGACGACGGAAAGGUCCGGGUUGGAGUGGUCACUUUCUCCAGCUCCUCCAAGGCAACAUUUGAAGACAGUUCCAACAGUUCCAUGGAUCUGGUGUUACUGCUUGACUUGCCUAAAAAAGUUCGACCUGGCAAAUUUGAUCGUUUAAUGAAAUGUAUCAUCGAAGUUGUUAAUGAUACAAGUUUUGACGACGGAAAGGUCCAGGUUGGAGUGGUCACUUUCUCCAGCUCCUCCAAGGACAUAAAGUGUUGUUCUUGCAGCAACAUUUGA